This is a messenger RNA of Cordyceps militaris CM01, 4668 nucleotides long. Its product is annotated as Protein kinase domain-containing protein. The transcript has 3 exons. The record is from RefSeq and is a predicted model, not a curated record. Gene Ontology annotation, biological process: protein phosphorylation; signal transduction. Gene Ontology annotation, molecular function: ATP binding; protein kinase activity. NCBI's taxonomy places the organism in Eukaryota, Fungi, Ascomycota, Sordariomycetes, Hypocreales, Cordycipitaceae. The coding region runs from base 1 to 4668 and encodes 1555 amino acids. Gene Ontology annotation, cellular component: cytoplasm.
AUGGCGGCCCAACCAGACGAUGACUCCAAGUGCCCUCCCGUAUAUUAUGAUCCAGACCAGGCCAUGCUGCAGCUCCUGCAGGCUGCGCAUCCUCAUCUUGCGUCCCAGAAACCUGUGCAGACCGUGCAAACAUCCCAGACUUCGCAGGCUUCGCAGGCUUCGCAGCGAUUGCAGCUUUCACAACCGUCGCAACCAUCGCAACCAUCGCAACCAUCGCAACCAUCGCAACCAUCGCAACCUUCCCCGUCGUUGCCUCACGUCUCAGACCCCGUACCACCACCCAUCAACCACGGCAGCAUUACCUCAGAUAACCGCAGCAGCCCCGCGGCCUUUACUCCGUCUUCAACCCAAGACAACGCCCAAGACAACUUUCGCAGAACGCAAAGAGAGGUAGUUCCCGGCUUGCCAAGAACCCAGACUCUAAAGCGCCAGCUAUCGGAGCGCAGAGAGAAUCUUACACCUGUAGAGAUGCUCGCAGAGGAGCGUCGUGCUGUCUCGUCCGAAAUCAAAUCCCCCUUCAGUCUUCUCACGGGUCGCGAUGGCGCUUCCUUCGCCACUCCGAGCGCCUUUGACUCGGCCUUUGACCACUAUAGCGACCUUGCCUUCUCCCGCACAUCAUCUCCCCGCCUUCUCGAAGAUGAGGAGCUCCCGGAUUCCGAAGACGAAGAUGAGCCCCCAAGAAAAGCCCCCAAACCUGUGCCUCCUCCAAGGCUGCAGCCUGGAGUCACUCUGAUCCCAGGGACCAACCUGCCCGACACGACUAACAUGCCUCGUGAGGAGUACGAAGCCCUUAUCCGGAACGAGCUGGAAAAUAUUUGGAUCCUAAAUUUGAGCAUGCACUUUCGCGAUCAUUCCAUGAGAGAAAAGUUCUUUCUCACAUACCGUGAACGAGAUACGCUGUGGCGCAGAGUGACCAUCUCUUUGGACUAUCGAGAUGCCCCGCCAGAUUCGCUCGAGGGUGAACUGGCCCACAUGACUCUUCAACGAGACAAGAGUGCCAAAAUCUACGAGAGCCUCCGUGACAGCUUGGCAGACAUUCAGUUUUAUGACAACUCCACAAAUCUCAUGCUCAAGACUAGCGACGGGCGUUUGCAUGUACAUGUGGUUGAAGAUGCAAAUGAAAAAAUUGACUAUCCGCGAGUUGCGACUUUGCAGCACCUCAACUGCUUAAUGGUUAAAGAGUGCGAUAUUGUCUUUGACUCCCACAUGUCCGGCUUUGUCUACAAAAUUCGCGUCGGAGAUGAAGUCAUGGUCAAGAAAGAGGUCCCAGGUGCCGAAACAGUCGAAGAGUUUCUUUACGAAAUCCAUGCCCUCCACAGUUUGCAAGACUCUAAUCACGUAGUUCGCUUCAGAGGGCUCGUCACCGAUGACGAUGGCGAGUUUGUCAAGGCUCUACUUAUCGACUAUUGCCCCAACGGCAAUCUGAUGGAUAAGAUUUACGACGAUUGCAAGACGACAUAUCUUGGUAUACCCUGGCGCAAACGUGAGCGCUGGGCCCGCCAGAUCAUUCACGGCGUCUCCGAUCUUCACGAAUCAGGUUUUGUCCAGGGCGACUUGACGCUCGCCAACGUCGUCUUGGACGACAAGGAGAAUGCCCGAAUUAUCGAUGUCAACCGCCGCGGUUGCCCCCUCGGGUGGGAACCGCCUGAGGCUAAGCCGCUGUUAGAAUCAGGCCAGCGCCUCUCGCUUUACAUUGGGGUCAAAUCGGAUCUCUUCCAGCUCGGCAUGGUCUUGUGGGCUUUGGCCAUGGAGGAAGAUGAGCCGGAAGGCCACGGCAGGCCGUUGCUUCUGGGCCCAGAAGUCAACGUCCCUGAUUGGUAUAGGCAAAUCACCGAGAUCUGCCUCAGCCACGAUCCGCGAUCUCGCCUUAUGGCGUCUCAGCUACUCACUAUGAUUCCAGAGCAAUCCUUUGCACCCGCCUACAGCCGCAUCGCUUCGCGACCCGCCGUAGAGCACAGCCAUUCUCCCCGUGAAUUGUCCGGAGAGAGUGCCCCCAACCUUGCCACUAGCGACGACACCAAUACUGACAUAGCGUUUCUCCCCCAGCGCGGCCGUUCUCCGCCGAGUCCCAUGCCGAGUGACUCGUCUCGCCAGCAAAACACUGGCUGGUCUGCCAAUGUUCCCGUUGCAGCAUCUUAUGAUGAUAUGGCAGCUAAAGCUAAGCGCUAUCUGGAUGCUAGCCGGAACAGAAAGUCGAUGCCAACGCCUGAAUCCGAGACCCUCGCGCAGAAGCAUCAGGCUCAGCAGCUCCAGCCCUCACCGCCGCCACAGCAGCAACAACAUCAGCCGCAGCAACGUCAAAUUUCUCAGUAUGAAGUCCAACAUCAGCAAGCACAGCAGCAUCAGACUCAGCAUCAGGCUCAACACCAGGCCCAGCAACAUCACCAGGCUCAGCAGCACCUACCGCUUCAGCUGCCGCCGCCGCCGCCGCCACCGCAGAAGCAACAAUAUCAGCCGCAACAACAUCAAAUUUCUCCACAGCAGCAGCAGCAAGCUCAGCAGCAGCAGCAAGCUCAGCAGCAGCAGCAGGCUCAGCAGCAGCACCUACCGCUCCAACCGCUGCCGCCGCCGCCGCAGCAGCAACAGCACCAGUCGCCCCAAUAUUAUCUGCCGCAGCAUCAAAUUUCUCAGUCUCAGGUUAAGAAACGUCCAACCCAGCAACCCCAGCCACCACAUUAUUCGCCACAGCAGAACCAGCCGCAGCAACAUCACCUCCAGCCCCACCCUCAUCAGUAUCAACAUCAUCAGCAAACAAACCUGGCACCACCUCGAUCGUAUGAUCCAGAACGCAGCUUUCUGGAUGAGGCCAGCAAAGCCUCCGCGACCCCGCCUACGUCGUUUGCAGCUAUGCCUCCCCCGAUGCAACCCACUUCUCCGAAUUCGAGUACACCUUUGAAUCAGCUGGGAUAUCCAACGCAAGCCAGCCCUUCCAAGCAACGUUCACCCUCGAACCAGUUCAGACCUCCGCAUCAACCUGCCCCUUCGAAGCAAACUACACCUUCAGAUCAGUUCAGGCCUCCAAAGCAGCCCACCCCUCCGAAGCAACGCACGCCUCCGAUUCAGUUCAGAUGCCCAACGGAAGCCAGUCCUCCGAAGCAAAACACAUCUCCGAACCAGUUCACACGCUUGAAACAACUCACGCCUCAAAAGCAGCCAACACCUCCGACACAAACUUCUAUGUAUCUGCAAACCACCGAUAGCGGUAUCGCCAUGUGGUCACCUAGCGAAGAAACUGUCGCCUAUCCCGGUAGCACCUCCCCGUCCCAUGAUCUUACCAAGAAGAUUAACGAUGAAUUGUUUGAAGAUCUGGAACGUAAUGGAGCAGCCAAAUCGGCUCUGGAAGCCAUUUUUGGGUUUCACAAAACCGACCACUCAGCCGUGGCUCAGUCGACGGCACAUCUGAACAACGCUUCCUCCGUUUCCCAUUCCACUCUGCAGCGGCCCGACAACACCCUCGAUAUUCCCCAAACCACGACACGACCGGAAAAUGCCCCCGUUCUGCCUUAUCUGUUUUCGCGACUGGACAGUAGUACCUCAACUGUACCCAUCUAUACUGCUCAGCGGCCUGACAAUCCCCCUACCGUGCCUCAACAUACCGCACGAUUGGACAGCGGCAUCUUGACUGGUCUGCCAUUACCUACGCAAGCGGUUGACGACGGCUCCUUUAAUCUUCCUUCGCUCACUGCGCGUCAGCAACUGAAUGAGCCUACAGUUGACGUUAACGAUGGCUCCUUUAAUUUUCCUUCGCUCACUACGCGUCCGCGAAUGAAUGAGCCUACGGUUGACGUUGACGAUGGCUCCUUUAAUUUUCCUUCGCUCACUACGCUCACUUCGCGGCUAGACAAAGCGUGUGAAAUGUCACAGGCCACCACGCAGCCGGGCAGCAAUGUUACGGCUAUCACACGGAAGACUUCACCGCGGGACAAGUACGCCACAACCAUCCGACAUACAGCCGCUCCGCCGGACGCCGAUAUCUCUACUCUCCGGUUUGAGACGCAGCUCGACGCAGCUAUAAAUCGACUUCACAAGUAUCAAAAUGACAAUGCAUAUACUCCUCCCCAAAGAACUGCACAGCUAGACAAUGGGACAAUGCAUGCAGAUAAAAAUACCCCAAUUUCGACCCAGACCAGCUCUCAGCAAGACAGAGACGCUGCUGCCACUCGACGAAUGAGUGAGCAGCUGAGCAAUACGUCGUCCACUCCGCAGGCUACUACGCAGCGAGACGAGGAUGCAUAUUUCAAUAUUCAAUUCGAGACGCAACCGAAAAAUACCCCUUCCAUCCCUCCAGCCAGUGCGCAGCUGGACGACAAUGCGAGCAUUGCAUCCUGCAUAUCACGCACGUCUAGUCCCGACGGCGACCUCGACGGCGGCGCUCAACUCGGCCGCAGCGAAACCGCAUUCAGUGUCAUGGACACACACUUUAGCCGACCCGCAUAUCCUGCGCCAUCAAAACUGCCCCUGGCGACGGUCACUGACACCCCGGUCACGGCUCUCGACCAUAGCCGCCAUCAUGCGCUUCAGAAGCCGAACGGUGCCCUACCCUGUCUCCGCCCGCCCCCCGGCCUUGCCGCAGCACCUCUCCUCCCCGAUGUGAAUUCGGAUAUCCAUUUCGACAGCGCUCUGUGGCCUGACGCCACUCGCCGCUUUAUGACUGGCGCGAAAUCAUGA